CCAAAAGAUCGUCGAAGGACAAUCGACGAAUUGAUGUGAGGGCCGACGUCCAGGAUAUCAGCACCAUCGACGACCGAAUAGAAUCAUCAUCUCGAUAUCUACUGAAGUAUAUAAGUAUAGCGUACGGUACGGCACAAAAAAGAUGAAUGGCAUGAAAGGAACUACUAUUCCGUUUGUCUUGAUGCUGCUGCUAUUGGCAAAUCAUGGUGUGAGUUUCGUGGCAUCAUGGCAAUUCCAACCGCCAAGCUUCUCACUCCUUUCGGCUAACACUGGGAUGGGUAUGCAUAGCGAGGCUGGAUCGGCGUGGCAUCAUUUUUGGGAGACGUUUCCGCAGUGGCAUCUUCCAACAACGAAAACCGCCAAAGGCCAUCCACAGUCUUACCAUUAUCAUGAAAGUGUCCAAGACUUGGCCAACCUAGAAAUUCCCCGUCGGGACGGUGGUACCGUUUUGGCGUACCAGACUACUUGUGCUUCUUCUUCUGGCAAAAAUAAUAAGAAACUACUCAUUCUUCUUCACGAAUUCUUUGGCUUGAGCCAAUCCAUCUGUGACAAGGCCGAUGCUCUGGCCAACGACUUGCAGUGCACCGUCAUUGCGCCCGAUACGUUUCGAGGAGAAUCCUCCACGUUUAUUCCCAAAUGCAUCUGGUUGGCACUGAGUACACCCCAGGAUCGCGUCAAUGCCGAUUUGGACGAUGUCCUGCAGUGGUACACAGCUACAACAGCAACAACUGAAGAGUCGAAAGACGGUAGUACUCUGAGUCUAGCAGUCAUGGGAUUUUGCUACGGUGGAGGCAAAGCCAUUCGCUACACCACCCACUGUCAACCUAGCGCCGCAACUGUCGUUUGCUACGGAUCUCCCUUGACCGAUGUCGAUGCUCUGAAACGUUUGAAAAAGCCCGUCUGUGGAAUUUUUGGACAAGACGAUCUCCAGUUUCCACCACCCGUGAUACAAGCCUUUGAGCGUGCUCUGCAAGAGGCACAAUUACAAGAUGACUCUACAAUCACGGUAUACCCCAACGUAGGUCAUGCGUUUUGGAAAGAUAUGCAACAGAUUGAACAGAAACAAGAACCACAAAUCUCGGCCUACCAACAAGUGGUGGGAUUCUUGAAGGAACACUUGUAGAAAUAUAUAGCUAAACGACGGAAACUAUACUGUGCACGCCGAUCGAGUCACAACAACACAGUCACUCGAGAUUCUUCCGACAAACGUCUCUCCGACAAUCAAACCGGCGUGCCACCAUACUCAAAAGUUGCCGUUCCAAGGGUACGGGAUUCAUGCAUUCAUGCUGGACUAGUUAGCAUGAUCGUGCUCUUUCUUAACAUUUGCUUGGCGACUUCGUACGUUGCACAGGUGCUUGUCCCAAAAUCGGUAACACAAUCAAGAUUAGCGCGACUGUGCAUCCGUCCACACCAAAGGUCGACAGUAUAGGCGCUACAGGACCCAGUAGCCAAAAACCAAUUUUGAAUCCAAAUGAUUCGUAUACUUGACGCAACAAAACCCUGGAAAAUAAUCAGUGGAGCAUGCCGGGAUGGUAGGUGGCGGGGUUGGUUGGUUCGGGGUAGGACGGAAGGCGACUCGGAUGAAUUCUUUGUUGGCCUCUUGCUCAGACUUGUGGAAGGCAUAUCAGAUGGGCUGAUGCUGAGUCUUGGGGAUAGAAUUCCAGAAGGGCUGAUAGAGGGCAAGGUUGAUGGAGACAGCGUGGGUGGUCAUUUUUUGCAUACAUAGUAAGGGUGUCCUGUAUCAAGGUUGUUGAAGCGAUAGGUGAAAGUUGCUGC
Molecule: messenger RNA, 1776 nt
Organism: Seminavis robusta
Lineage: Eukaryota; Bacillariophyta; Bacillariophyceae; Naviculales; Naviculaceae
Source: the annotation of a GenBank genome assembly